UUCAUGCAAAAAUAGGUCAUUUCUCAAACAAAUUCCAGCUGAAUAACCAUUGACAUCCCUAAUUCCAAUUCCAAUUCCAAUUCCAAUUUCAUACAAUAAUUGUCUACUGUAAUUCAUAGAUGAAACCUUAGAGACGACGACGACGCUAGAAGAUGGUUCUUGACGCAGUGCAGCACACAAUUUUCAUCAAUUAGCACUGCCUCAAUCUCCGUCUUCCAUUUCUCACUCUCUCUCACUUCACUCUCGCACACAAUUCGAGACAAUCGUAACCAUUUUUCACACACUCCGAUGGAGCAAAAACAGAAAGGUCCUCUUCCUCUCAACUUGGACGCGCUUGUCGACAAUACGCCGGCGGCGGAGCUUGUCGUCAAGCCGUCUGUUACGGUGGUUCCCGAUCAGGAGCCGGCUCCGUUCAUAGACGGCCUCGACCGCCUCAGAGAUUACGAGCUCGAAGAACACAUUAAGAGAAAGAAGAAUCUUCUUGAAACCUCCGGUAAGAAGUUGCCGGAUAAAGGUGCGAAACUUCGCGCUACUAUCAAGAGCUACGAAGAUGAGGUUCAUCGCCGGAAAGUUAACCCUCGUCCUCAGGUUCAGAAAGUUAUUGAUGUGGACCAGAAGCCAAGACAGGCUACAAGCUCAAGUGCUGUUGGUGUAUCUAAUUACUCGAGACAAGAGAAUUUGCCAUUUCGUCCACAGUCAGAAGCCUCUUUAGCAUCUAAUAUUAUGAAUAAAAGAGACAAUAAUACUAAUUGUACAGAUGUUGAUGCAUUUAGCAACGAGAUGCCACAUUUCAAGCAUUGCAACAACCAGACAGUACGACUCAACAGAGAACCUAAAAGAAGAAAGAGACAUCGAUCAUCUACAAGAAAAUUGCCUUAUCAAUGCCCUAACAAACUUUCCAAACGUGAUACUUUUAAUGAUAAUAAAAGGUUCCGAUCGAAUUCCACCUUAUCCUUACAGAACAUUGCAAGGAAUCUACAAAGACAGAUUUCGAAAGAUAAGGGUGCAUUUCAGACAAGUCAGUCAGAUGGCUCAAGGUCCAGGAAGGGUCAAGUUCAACCCAUUGUUCUUGAUGUGGACGACGACGAUGAAGACGACAUUGAAGACGACGAAGAUGACAGCGAAGAUCCUCAUAUUCUGGAUAAAACAGAAAAUAAAGUUCCUGAAUAUUUGAAAGAAGCUAAGGUUUAUUUUCCAUCACGAGAUGAUCCCGAGUGUGUUGAAAUUUGUUACAAUGACAUGGAAUGCCUUGCUCCUGAAGGCUACUUAACAUCAACUAUCAUGAACUUUUACAUACGAUAUUUGCAGCAGCAAGUAUCUCUGACAACAUCUGACUGCCAUUUUUUCAACACAUAUUUCUACAAGAAACUUAAAGAAGCCGUCUCCUGCAAGGAAAGCAACAGAGAGACAAUUUUUUCCAAGUUCAGAAGGUGGUGGAAGGGUGUAAAUCUUUUUGAGAAGGCAUAUGUUUUGAUUCCAAUACACCAGGAUCUUCAUUGGAGUUUGAUCAUUAUUUGUAUCCCGGACAAAGAUGAUGAAUCAGGACCGAUCAUACUUCAUUUGGAUUCUUUGGGUCUUCACUCGAGUCGAUCAGUUUUUGAUAAUAUUAAAAGAUAUUUGAUUGAAGAAAAGAACUAUUUGAGUCGAGAAUGCGCGUCUUCAGAUGUUCCGAUGGCAGACAGAAUAUGGAAGAGUCUUUCUCGUAGAAUUGAAACUCAAGUCAUAGCCGUUCCCCAACAGAAGAAUGAGUAUGACUGUGGUCUUUUUGUACUGUAUUUCAUUGAGCGUUUCAUAGGAGAGGCACCUGAAAGACUGAAAAAGAAAGAUUUAACAAAUAAUCAAAGGUUUGGCAAGCGAUGGUUCAAACCUGAAGAGGCAUCCAGUUUGAGAGUGAAAAUCCACAAGUUGCUUGUAGCAGAACUACGUAAUUCAAUCAAGCCUGAUGGCAUCACAGAAUCUUCUCCGUCAUCUCCUGGAGCUGCAACUGAAUGCGUUGAGACUGCCAAGGCAGAAUCAUCUCUGUCAUCUGCUGGCGCUGCAACUGAAUGCGUUGAGACUGCCAAGACAGAAUCUUCUCCAUCAUCUGCUGGCGCUGCAACUGAAUGUGUUGAGACUGCCAAGACAGAAUCUUCUCCGUCAUCUGCUGGCGCUGCAAUCGAAUGUGUUGAGAUUGCCAAGACAGAAUCUUCGCUGUCAUCUGCUGGUGUUGCAACUGAAUGUGUUGAGACUGCCAAGGACUCUUCGAUCGAAGAUGGCAUCAUGAGUUGCAAUUCUGACAUAAUUGAAUGAACAACUUGUCGAUAGUCCGUAUAGUUGAUGUUGGUGCUUUUUACCAUGUACAGACACCGGCUGAAUAACCGGUAGUUUUGGGUAGGAAGUUUCCUAUGGUUUGAUAAAACAGUCCAUACAAGAAAGGGGGGAUGGCAUUUUGUUAUGACCAAAUAUCGGUCAAACCUGUCCAGUUUCAAACCAUUUCUUGUGAGUUAGGAGUUCCUUCUAAAUGUAUAGGAAACAGUACACAGAACUGACGACUAGAGAUAAUAGGAUUAAAUGUGAAUCUGCGAGAAUUAUGUACUUACAAUAACUGAUCUUUUAUGAUUUCAAUUUUAGUUGUCUUAAUUUCAACAUGGCAUUUGGAGUUUA
Messenger RNA from Medicago truncatula (barrel medic), 2643 nucleotides. Its product is annotated as ubiquitin-like-specific protease 1D. NCBI's taxonomy places the organism in Eukaryota, Viridiplantae, Streptophyta, Magnoliopsida, Fabales, Fabaceae. The transcript has 14 exons. The coding region runs from base 289 to 2289 and encodes 666 amino acids. The record is from RefSeq and is a predicted model, not a curated record. Gene Ontology annotation, molecular function: cysteine-type peptidase activity. Gene Ontology annotation, biological process: proteolysis.